Molecule: messenger RNA, 4894 nt
Organism: Siniperca chuatsi (mandarin fish)
Lineage: Eukaryota; Metazoa; Chordata; Actinopteri; Centrarchiformes; Sinipercidae
Product: A-kinase anchor protein 7-like
Exons: 11
Coding region: 450-1985 (511 amino acids)
Cellular component (GO): cytosol
Molecular function (GO): protein kinase A regulatory subunit binding
Source: RefSeq, a predicted model, not a curated record
AAGCUUGACAUUGUUUACAAACAGAAACUGCUUCCAGUCGGCAUUCCAAGUUAGCGCGUGCCGUGGAGCUAAAUGUUAUUUUCCGUUAUUUGUGUGGACUGUUUUCUGACAAAGAUUGCCACCAACGAGCUUUCUGCACCAACAACAUAAUGACAAUGAGAAAAAUGAUAUUCCGGUUAGUUUUGCUAAUUAACUACGUUAGAGACAGUUAGCUAACAGUUAGCUAGCCCAACAGAUGUUCUGCAGCAUGGCUGUGAUUCAUUUCAACAGGUGUUAGCCACAGGGAGCCACAAUAUCUCUCGAGGUUUCUCAUCGGAAACUAUCAUGAAGAGAGUUGUAGGUUAAUGUCGGCGGCUAGGUUAGCUAUAACGUUAAUAUCUGUUCAACUAUAGCCAGCUGUUAAUGUCAGUUGAACGUUAGCUAGUUUGUCACACUUGGUUGUGUGUGUCAUGCUCCUCGGCCGCUUCUUGUUGAGCCCGGUCAGACCGACGUGUUCAAAAAUAGUUGGUUUGCAGAGUGUUUUUGUUGUUAGCGGACUAUCAGAUCAGAGGCUGUAUCCCACAUCUACCAGUCACUGUCAUAACGUCAGCGCGCUGAAGCCAUCCGCACACCGGUUCCGACUGAAGGCACAGUCCUGUCUCUAUCAGCUAACACUGUGUGAUAUGCAGCCAGACAAUAUCUCGUAUGCGGUUGCCUCAGAUGAUGAUGAUGAUGAUGAUGAUGGUGGUGGUGUGGUUGGACAGGAGAGUCGGACAGAACAUGAGAAGUUGAAGAAGAUGAUUCCUGGUCAGAUGCAUGCAGUCAGCAUGGAGGUCCAGCAAGAUGAGACUGACACUGUAGCCUCUACAGUGUCAGCAGCUCCAGCAGGAUCAAGUGAGAAGAAGGAAAAGAGGAAGAUGAGGAGGGAGAAGAGGAAAUUGAUGAAGAAGAAGCUCAAGUUAGCUGAUACUUCGGACAAUUUAAUGUCAGAGCUUCCGUUUUCUCUGACCAGCCCCACCACAUGGAAAGAGCUAGGAUUCCCCAGCCCAGAGUCAACCCAGAAGAAGAGAAAGAGGAAGAGAGGAGACAGUGUAGAGCAAGUGGGCAGUGAAGAGGAUGCAGAGAAGAAGAAAAAAAAGAAAGAGAACCAGCGACCCAACUACUUCGUCUCCAUCCCGAUCACUAACACAGAGAUCACUUCAGCUGUGAUCGAGGUCCAAGAGGCGGUGCUUCAGCAGGAGCCCCGAUUGGCCAAAGCCAUGAUCCCUGUCCCAACUCUCCACAUCACGCUAUUAGUCACUCAUCUCGCCAAUCAGGAGCAAGUAGAUCUGGCGGCAACCGUGCUGGCUCAGGUCGAGCAGUCAUUGGACGAGCUGCUGGGUGGGCGGGAUCUGGUUCUGCCCUUCUCUGGGAUCGGUCAUUUCAGGAAGGAGGUGGUGUUUGUCGGGCUGGCCCCCGGACAGCACAGACACACACUGGACAGUCUGGCAGAGUUGUUGCAGAGUCGUUUUGUGGAGCAGGGUCUGCAAAUUGACAGUUGUGGGUUUGAACCCCACCUCACUAUUAUGAAGCUGUCCAGAGCAUCAAAACUACGAUCCCAGGGUGUAAAGCGUGUGGACCCAGCCCUCUACUCCAGCUAUACAAACAGGUUUUUUGGAGACCAGACAGUUGAGCGGGUGGACCUUUGUUCCAUGUUGAAAAAGAAGCAACAAGACGGAUAUUACCACAGUGAGACUUCACUACAACUUGAUUUGGUUCAGAACCCACUCCGUGCCAGACGCUCAAGCGGGCGUCGCCGGUCUGAGCCCGACGAGGCGGAGCUGCUGAGGGUCAGCAGGCGAUUGGUCGAGGAUGCUGUCAAUCGCGCCUUGCAACAGUACAAACAGGAAACGCUUCAAAAUGGGGGUGGGCCUAAUGCUACAGCAGUGCAGCCCCCUGGAAACACUGAGGAAACUGCAACAAAGACGGACGCUACAGCUAACUCAACCACAGACAACAGGAAGUGACAUCAUCAGACUGAGGUACAGAGACUGAAAAACCAGCUGCCCAGAAAACAUCAACCUGGCUAACCAGGAGAAGAGUCAGUAAGCCCUGGGCACAAAGCCUGAACCAGCCAACCAGUCAGCCCAGUUUGCUGACUAGCUAACCCAGCUAGCCCAGUCAUGCUUGCUACCUGCCCAACUGACCUAGCUUGACACAGUGCUAGUUAAAUAGAUAAUGUAGCUUGAGUUCAGUGCUAGGUGACCGUCUUAACAGGCCAGCUAGCUAAGCCUGUUAGUUAACUCACUAACUCUGGUGUCCUACAUCUAACAGCAAAGAUAUCAACCGUCACUCAACUGUGGGCCUCUGCACGUCAAACCCAGACAACAUAUGUGAAGCACUCCUCUAGAGACACAUGUAGGGUUCACUUUUACCUGUCACUCACAAACUGCCCUUUUAGAAUAAGAUAAAUCACGUUUUGGACAGUUUCGGUUUACCAUCACCUGCACUUAAAAUGGAACACAAUAUCCUCAAUUUCCCUUUGAAAAAAACUUUUUUCUCCUUCACUUCAUUGUUUCAGGUGAAGAAAAUAUUUUACUUUUCUUUUAGCAUACGUUUGUAAAAUCAGUGCUGACUUUAUUGACAAAGGAUUACUCAUGGGCUCAUCUUUGUGGCUGAAGAGGAUAUAUGAAGAGAGCUGGUUUGACUGACAGAGUCUUCAAACUUAAGUGUGAAAUACAGUAUGUUGGACUUGGUCUGUGCAAGUUUUUGUUGUAUUGUAAAUCUGGGUUCAAAGCACUUUCAAUUCAGUUUCAGGAAAUGGAUCUUCUUUAAACUUCCAGCAUUUCAUUUCACUUUUUCCAUAAGAUGUCUGUCUGCAUUUUUGUCUUUAUUCUAAGUUGUUUAUAGAAAAUGAUCUGGCCCCAGCUGUGCUUUAAGUAUUAUACAUUACUGUUGUAUUAACCAAGUGUGUCCUAGGCAGUCCCGCGGCAGGACUGAGACAAUCAUCAAUUUAAGAUCGGUUAUAAGCAUUUUAUGAAAGCUAAACUAAGUGAUACCAGCUUUUCGAAACCCAAUCUGGACUCUUCUGUUGAGUCCACAAACACUAUGGGAGCAUAUAGACUGGUAUCCCUCUGUCACAUUAAUUUAUUCAUACUAAUAGCACUCACUUUACAGAAGAUGUCAGGUGAAUUGGAGAGACUUCAUUGGGGAUGCUACAAAUACAAUAACACUCCUACAAUACACUACAAGUUGCCAAGAAUGCAUUUUUACUCCAUUAAUGCCAAAACCUCCAUUAAUGACCUGAGUGCUUGUCUCAGUAAGUAAUUUUUCUGUUCAUUUCAUAACUCAGCUUCCUGCCUGAUCAUAUAUAAAUGUAAUCAUUUUUUGUUCGUUGUUCACAUACUAUUGUUCACAUGCUAAAAUAUUUUCAGUUUUUUUCUGUGAAAUGUAUUUGUAGCAGCAGCAGAGCACACGCAGGAUUGAUUUUGUGUUUGUCCUUUAAAUCCUCCAUUCAUAAAUUACGUGGGUAAUAGUCUAUAAUCACUCAAGUCUAUAAUACAGACAGAAGCCUGGCUGUUUGAGGCUCCAAGUAUAUUGGGAGUAUUUAUGCUGAUCUGAGGAGCUUUCAUCCUGUUAUACUGUACAUGUAAGAGCCGUUAUGCUGAUGUUGGGAAGGUUAACUCAGACAAUCGCUGCUGUCAGCUGAAAACCCUCCAGCUCUUAAUUUCACUGUCUUCCAUCCUUUUUAUUUAUUUUUUUUCAUCUUGUAAAUGAAAUUGGCCUUUCAUGCUCUGCAUUUGACCCCACAGCUCAUGACAUCCAUUCAGAAGAUGACGAUGAUGAUGAUGAAACAGCUAUGAUAAAGAUGAUUGGUUUACUCUCUAACAUUAUAUAUCUUAUUUUAUCCUUUUUAACUAUUAUUUAUAAUGCUUUGCUGCUGCAGCAGAAUAGCUGGCUUCCCUGUUAGAGAAAUUAAUUUCAUGUGAAAAAAUUAAGAGACUUAAUUUUGAAGCACUCAGAAGGUGCAUUCAAAGGUGAAAAAAGCACAAAAUUAUUAAUUAGUUUUUUUGAUUGUCUUUGGUUUCACUUUUUAAAGAGCAGGCAAAUAUAUACAUGCUGUUAAAUCAAAUCACCUCUGUUCAAAGUGGCCUUAAGUCACUAAAAUAAAUUUAUGUGAUUUUUUAGUUUUACUGGAAGUGAUUAAGAUGAGAAUGCAUAGGUAAUAUUUUUAGCCAUUGUCAGUGAUGAUUGCUCAUUUUGCUGUGAGCUUGAGUCUCUUAAGUGUCAACCUGUGGCUAAAGAAUUGGAUUCUUGAAUUAAAUGUCAACAUCGUCCACCAUGAAACACAAUUCAUGUUUCUAUUAGAAAGCAAAUCAAUAUCUUUGUAUGUGGAUACAGAGAAACUUUUCCAGCUCAGAUUUUCAGCCGUAUGACGUUUUAUUUCCCUCCAGUGCGAACAGGUGUGAGCUGGAAAAUAUGCUCUCAUCCCUGUGAAAUCCACUUUAAGUCCUGUCACUGUGGGCUCAUUGAAACAACGAUAACGGAAUGAAUUCUGUCUUAAGGUGGACUUUAAACGUUUUCCUUUUGAUCUUUUAUUGUCACCGGAUCCUUAAUCUCCUUAACAUCCCCUUUAAUACACAAGUUGUCCUGUUGGCCUAAAUGGUUAGUCUGUUCAUCUGUGUGUGUGUGUGUGUGUGUGUGUGUGCGUGUGCGUGCGUGCGUGCGCGUUCACACGUGACUGUAGGAUGGUUGAUCAAUGGUUCCCCAGAGAAAUUCUUGUCUCUAUCAAUCAUGGCAACUCGGAACUGUGUGUGUGUGUGUGUGUGUGUGAACGUCUUUCCAUUUGUCCAUAGGUGUGUUGUUUGUACUGUGUUGUGUAUAUAUUGUUCUGUCAUAUUUGAACAAUAAAACAGGAUAUGAGAUUCAAAACCAA